Macrosiphum euphorbiae (potato aphid) is the source of this 1338-nucleotide messenger RNA. Lineage: Eukaryota; Metazoa; Arthropoda; Insecta; Hemiptera; Aphididae. The record is from the annotation of a GenBank genome assembly.
AUGGACUAUGCUAAUCGUGGAGUGUCGAUUGCGGAUUAUGAUAAAUAUAUGAUGAACUACUUAACUCGUUCACUGUGCUUCCUGUCUGUGUACUACAGAUUAGAACACCUAUACUGUAAGUUGAUAACAGCGUUCUCAGAGAUGCGUGGAUCUGAUUUAAAAAUAGAAUAUUGUUCACCUUUCUCAACGUUUGGUUCAACACUGUAUUCGGUCAAUCGCCAACGUCCGUCCGGUGUUUCAAAAUCAGGAGAAAUUAAUUCUGCUGAAAAUUAUCAUUCGAAUGAUACUUGUGAUGAUUUUUGGGAGUAUCAAGAGCAAUCAUCCAACGGACUUCAAGGAACAAACACCAUUGAAGAUACAAAUAUUAUAGAAAAACAUUUAAGGUGUACGAUUGGAAAGUGCAAAGCUAGAUUUUGCACAGAAGACAAUUUGAUGUAUCAUACAAAAUGCCAUUUAAACGACAAAUUUAAAUGCAUUGAAUUCGAAUGCCAGUUUACCGAUUCAAAGUGGGUAUCUAUGAUGACACAUUUGUGGAAAAAUCAUAGUAUAGACGUAGAAAUGUUUGGUUGCAACCAAUGUGAAUUCAAAACGAAUAGUCUGUACAAAUUGAACACAUUUCAUAAAAACAUUCACAAUCAAGAGAAACCGUUUCUGUGUCCGGUGUGUAAGAAAGGAUUUAAAUCGAUCAAACAGCUCAGGAACCACAAGGCGAUCCACGUGAAAAACGAGAGGUCGUUGCCAAAGGCCGAGCUGGUGUGCCAGCACUGUUGCCGCGACUUCAGCACCAAGUACUUGUUGCACCAGCACAUUGCCAACGUGCACGUCGGGAUGCGGCCGUUAACUUGCGACACCUGCGGGUACGCGACCAACGUGGCCAGCUCGCUGAAGCUCCACCAGCGGUUGCACACCGGCGAGAAGCCGUUCGCGUGCGACGAGUGCGUCUUCCGGACCGCUGACCACAACACCCUGCGCAAGCACAAGAUGCGGCACACCGGCCGGAAGAACUACACGUGCCCGUUGUGCGACUACUCGUGCAUACAGGCCUGUUCCUACAAGAAUCACCUCAAGUCCAAACACCCGGGAAUGGAUGACGGUUUCCUAUAUAGCUGUAACAUGUGCAAUUUCAAGACCAUUCGAAAAGAUAUAUACAUGCAACACAUUGUCAAACACAAGGAGGAAACUGUGUACAUUAACGACACAUGUGAUCCAAUCAUCGACUUGGACGAGAUGCUCAAUGAAAAAGAAAAAAUACAGGCUGAAAUUGUUGAACAACCGUAUUACCCCUUCAACACUAUCAGAGUUAAGCCGAUAAACACUAUAAACAAUGAGAGGUUGUAG